Cutaneotrichosporon cavernicola is the source of this 1914-nucleotide messenger RNA. RefSeq lists its product as uncharacterized. Gene Ontology annotation, biological process: mitochondrion inheritance. Gene Ontology annotation, cellular component: mitochondrial inner membrane. The record is from RefSeq and is a predicted model, not a curated record. NCBI's taxonomy places the organism in Eukaryota, Fungi, Basidiomycota, Tremellomycetes, Trichosporonales, Trichosporonaceae. The transcript is spliced from 5 exons. The coding region runs from base 1 to 1914 and encodes 637 amino acids.
AUGCAGUUCCCUCGCACCCAUCAUCGCAUGCUCUCGCCAUUCCCCGGCGGCUCCCCCGGCGCGAAUGGCAAGUGUCCCAACUGCCCCGAACCAAAUGCCUCGAUCCCGUCUGUCUCACCACCGCCACCUGGCAACAUCCAGGAGUACUCACCGUUCAUCCGACGUCUGAUACGAGCAUCGAGCGAGCUGUCGGACGCGCCGCAUCGGAGACCUACCAAGGAGGAGCUCCUGAACGCAACCUCGUCGUGGUGGGAGCGUCUGCGCAUCCGGCUCAAGUGGUUCACCAUCCGCGGCUGGCGGAGGUUCAACACGGAUGAUCUGAGCGCGUUCCUUAGUUGGUUCCUCGUCGGCAACACACUUUGGAUCCUCAUUGGAACAACGACGUUCGUGUCUGCAGUCUUCGCCACCCUCAACUCGUUGAGUCUUCAGGAAUACGUUGCGCGAUACAUCUCGGAUUACCUGACAUCCGAGACCGGUGUGACUGUAAUCUUCGAGUCCGCCAUCGUCCCUCGGUGGGGAGCGUCGACCAUCUGCUUCAAGAAUGUCUAUGUCUCGCGGCGUCCACAAGAUCCCGAGGACCCCGAUACGAAGAGCAGGAAGUCGAAGAAGGCUGCAACAGCGGUCCCUCCAUCGCCAGUCCCUUACCUCUCCUCAUCCCUAUCCCCAACAUUCCUCACCCCUCCGCCGGCGUCGCCUAAGGACAACUACACCAUGUUCGACCUCAACUUUGACGAGAUCGAGGUAACGCUCAGUGUCAAGCGGUGGCUGGAUGGAAAGGGCCUUGUGAAGGACGCAAAGGUCAAGGGAGUGCGCGGCGUCAUGGACAGGAGGUCUGUUUGGUGGGACACCUCUAAACCUCUCUCGCCCAAGGACUGGCGGCAUCCUUCGCAUCCGGGCGAUUUCGAGAUGGAGUCGUUCCAGGUCGAGGACUUCCUCGUGACCUUCUACCAGCCAGGCGGGCAGCGGCCGUUCAAUGUGUCCAUCUUCAACGCGCGGUACGCACCAUUUCGGAAGCGCUGGCUGUUCUUCGACAUGCUGGGCGCAGAGGCCAUGACCGGGCAGUACGACAACUGUUUGUUCAGCUUGCACAUGCCGCAGAAGCUCGGCCGCAUGGCAGCCGACAGUGAGAGCUCGUUCAAGCGGAUGGCCCGCUUCCGCAUCGACGGCCUGCCUAUCGAGCACGCACAGUUCGCUUCUGGAAACUCGGGCCCGGUCUCAUGGAUUCUGUCGGGCAAGCUUGACGCCGUCCUCGAUAUCAAGUUCCCUGUCCACCCUGACGAUGAGGUGGACGUGCAGGCGAUCUUCAAGGAGAUUGGCCGCAACGUUGUGACCAUUGCCCUCCAUGGCGAACACCCAUACCGUUACGACGCUGCAGGGGAGAUGGACGACCCGUCGCAGAUCCUCGACACUCUGGCCGCAGCAGAGGCCAGCAACCCGUCAUCCCUCCUUCCCGGGCAGCCGAUGCUCGCUCGUCCACCACUCCGCGCACCCGAGGACACGAUGCCGCUUGAGGAACCCCGUCAGCUCACGAUCGACAUCGACUUGCGGUUCCGCGACCUCAAGGCCGCCGUCCCCGUUUUCACGUAUGACCUGAGCGUCACGAAUAACGCUCUCAUCCGACCCAUCGUCGCGUUCAUCAACGCGAACCGUACACUCGUCCCGAUCCAUUGUCAGGUCGCAGCCAACCUCGUCGACUUCGACGGUUCAUGGACCCUCUUUGAGACGGGCCUGAUGACCAAGAUCUCAGACCAGAUCUACUCUGCCCUUGCUCACCACGUCGCUGCCGAAGGCGCCAACCAGAAACGCCUCCGCCAGGUCAGCCUGUGGGGCGUGCAGCGAGGUGCCGAAGCCCUCGUCGACGCUGUCAGGAGCAUUGUCGACCCCGUCCACGGGCAGAUGGCGGCUGCUGCGUAA